Branchiostoma floridae (Florida lancelet) is the source of this 4043-nucleotide messenger RNA. RefSeq lists its product as uncharacterized. The record is from RefSeq and is a predicted model, not a curated record. Bases 191 to 3703 code for a protein of 1170 amino acids. NCBI's taxonomy places the organism in Eukaryota, Metazoa, Chordata, Leptocardii, Amphioxiformes, Branchiostomatidae. The transcript has 9 exons.
AUACCAUUUUAUGUUUGAAAAAUAUUCAAUGCGUCCGGUAAAAUGCGUCAUGUGUACGUAGUGAUCGGGAGGUACGUGCCGCGGAGGACUGCUAUAUAAAAAUGUUCGUAAUACACCCCUACAUAUCUAAUGGUAUCAGCGAAAAUCCCCCAUAAUCCUAUUCGAAUAACAUACCGGAUCGCGGCUCAAAAUGGCGGAGAAGAAAAAACACAAAGGUUUUGCUCAAAAACGAAGCAGCGUUCGGGCAGUAAGCAGUGUUCACCCAAGGCUACGAAUGUCGCUGCAACCCCUUGAUACAGAGGACACAAUGGAGAAGCUAUCCGGAUUGAAGGAUCGCACAAAAAGCGUUGCUGUAGGAAGAAAACUGUCGGCCCUUGCAAGAAUCCUGGAAGAGUUACAACUCCCAAUAGCCAGGCCUGUAACUGCUGACGAGCAGUCUUCUAGGGGUUGGUUGGACUUUGAAUACACCCACCAACUUUUUUCUUCGUUCUUUGAGACAUCACCAACCAGCGUAGCCUUCCGUGACACUCUGUUGGAUGAAGAUAUCGGCCUUCCCGUACUUCUGUACACGCGACCGACGGGCGAGCAGCUUGUCAUUUUGAAUGACAAUGGCUCGGUGAACAUGGCAGGCCUUUUGCGUCACUUGUGCAGACAGGAUGACGACAGAGAACUGUUUCAGACCCCUGCAGAAAGCCCUCUGUCUGUAGACCUCGUUAAGCGUGUCAUCGAGUCGAUGAACGAUGAGUACGAUCGCUGGGUGGCAAAAAUGCUUUUGUGUACGGACAAGUCCAGAGCACGGGUCUACCAACUAGGCAUAAAGCCUGAUCGAGCCACCAAGCUGUUGAAGUCACUGAAGGAACGGCUGGAAGAAUGGGAGAACACCAAAAUUGCAGCCUAUGACAUGACUGAUAUGAGGCUGCGCGACAGGAUCAAAAUUUUCGAGGAGAGAAUAAAGAUGACGGAACACCUGAUAGAGCAGGCCACAGGAAGGUGUAGUGCUGAGAGGGUUGGUGACCUUCAAGAACAGAAGGACAUGCUAGAGGAGUCUUUGGAAAAUGUGAGGAAUCUGAAGGGAUCGAAGACCCCAUACUACAAGCAAUGUUUCCAACAAGCGGUUCUCCGGAAGGCAAACGAGCUGGCAAAGGAGCAACGGAUUAAACAUCGAAGUCUUGGUGCCGGACCAGAAACCAAACUGGAUGAAGAAGAUGAGGAGUGGCUGACUAAGUGUAUAGAGGACAAAACCACCGUCCAUGGCCGUCGACACGAGACCGUCCUCUAUACCCACCACAGAGUAAAGAGCCGAGAUCUGCUGCGGUUGGCCAACCACAGAAGACUGCAACGUGGAGCUCCGCUGAUUCGAUCAGUGUCCACUGUUACCUCCAGGGCCAGACCAACAAACGUCCGGUCAAUUCAGGCAAAGAGACAUAAAGGGAAAGGAUUGUGGUGCUCAAAGAAACCACCAAAGACAGAAGACAGGGAUAAUGAGUGUACUCACCACCAGCGCAAGCAUGUGGCACUUGCCAAGGAGCACCUUUUCGGAAAAGAGUCGGAGGCAUCCAGGAACCAUGGUCUCAUCAUCAGCAUGGAUGACAAGGCUUACCUUCGCCCUGGGACAUCAGAGGGAUUUACCGGUGCCAGGUGCCAGAGUGUGCUACAGCCCACGGAAGAAAGCCGCACAAAGAAGCUUCCCCUACAUGACUUUCCCGAGCCAUCAGUCUACAUCACUCCGUCAGCCUUCCGGGUCAUCAGGAAGAAGCCAAAUGAUGAAGCCGGGAAAGGGAACCUCAUCUCAUCCAGGGAUUUCUCCAUGGCCGUGAUCCACCCAAAGGCAUAUGUUGGGACGAAUGGAACGACAUGGGGGUCAAACCUCAUGCGCCUGAGGCGGGAGUGCCCUGAUGAGUUCGAGGUGGUGCCAGGAGCAGACAGCACCCCAUACAGUAAGGCAGUGAGGAAGUUCUGUGGGUGGGUCAGCGACAGUACGUUUUAUUUCGUGGACACCACCAUGAAAGGUGAUGUAAUGAAGGUUACAAAGAAGCCUGACUGCCAGUUCCAGAAGUAUGAAUGCCUUCGGCUACAAGUUCUCAAGCGCCAGUGUGAACGUGCAAUUGAAGAGUGGAGAGAAGAGAAAGCAGGCCUCCCUGGCAGUGAAAUUGCAGUUGGAAGUGAAGUGUUGGACACAGUGCAGACCAUCGUUGGCAGAGCAGAAGAGUUGGCAGCUGCAUUGUCGGUUUCCACGGGAAAUCCUUUAUGGCAACGUUACUGUGAGUUUGUCGAAACCUGCAGCAACUUCUUGCAGUCCUUGAACCGCCUGCGCCUGCCACCACCUUGCCCCCAGCUACUUGAGUUAACAGAUGCAGGACCUGGCGUCGGUGUGUCCAACUUUGAAGUACGAUUCCGAGCUGCAGAAAGGGCAAGAGUCCAUUCCACCGACCUGCUCUGUCGGGUACAUCGGGCAAGGGAAGAUUCAGGGCAAAACGAGGCAGAAAGGCUCAAUGCAUCCAUGGGUGAUGCCCUUUGUGAUGGCGGGACCAUCAGGUGGCAGUAUUUCUCCCCCCUUCAUGGUCUGACUGAAGAAGAAGUCUCUACGAUGUCUACAUCAGACUUGGAAGCCCACCGACAGAAGAUGAUGGAGAAGAAUGCAUGGGCAGUGGCAGAGGAGGUCAAGCUCAGAAUUGAUCAGUCACCCGCACCUUCCAAAGGAAAGACCCAAGCAUUUCUUGUAGAGCAGCCAGAUCAACAGUUCUUCUACAAUCGAAACUACUUGUUGCAGUACACCAAGACAGCUAAGAGCCAGAGGACUUCAGUUCCUGGGCACAGCUACUUCAAGAAGAUUGAGGAGUUCGUAGAGAGGCACUUUAAGACCGGGGAACUUUACAUGGAAUAUGUAAAAGGAAGCUGUAAAGAUCUGUCAGAAGAGCAGGAGCUGUGUGACUUUUGCAUAAGCCACAACUUCACUGGACCACCUCCGUCGCCGGUCCCGCGACCAUAUCCAGACUAUGGACAGCUUCCGGACUUCCACUACCUUCCCUAUGAGAGAACACCACUUGAAGGGCGUCCUCCGGAUGACUAUCAACCAAGGGCCCAGCUUAAAGCAGCCAUCAAUAAUAAUACAGUGUCUAUUGAUAAUGCUGAGUCUAUUCACGAAUUUUCUCAGAAAUACAUUGUUCCAGAAGACAAAGUGAAGGAGUAUGUGGAGCAUAUUAAUCUUGUUCAAACAAUGAAGUCAAAGAGAGCUGUUUUGGCAGAGAAUAAGCGAAAAGCCUGUCAAGAGAAGAUGUAUGAAGAUUAUGAUUGGGAGGGUUUGUACAGAGAAGGUCUCUUGGCAAAUCUCCGUGUAGCUGAACUGGACAAGUACUUGUCACACCACAAUCUGUUAGGAAAAGGGAAAGGAAAAGUAAAAGGUAGAAAAGUUGACAUGGUUCGUGCUCACAUAGGGAAAACUGUGUGCUCCCGCCUUUUGAGUGAUGACUCGUCAGAUGAAAGUGAGGCUGAAGACGUGUCUUCUUCAGAGUCAGACAGUGACAUGUCAGAUGUAGAAGAUGAAGUUGUGUUACAGGUAGGAGCAAAUGCCAGUAGUGACAGUGACUGUGAUGCAGAUGAGGGACAAGAGAUAGGGACAGGCACAGAUGAAGUUGUAACUGUAUCCCGGUUUGGGAGGAGAAGACAGCAGAAAGUUUUAAACCCAGAUUACAUUUGGUGUUGAGCAGAAAGUUGUUAUUGUAAACACAGAUUACAUUUUGUACUUUAAGAAGCAGAAAGUUACUGUCAUCUUAAAUUUUGUUCGUAUUCAGAUGAGUAAAAACUUGCUGUUAGUCAAGACUUCAUUUUGUAUUGAGAGAAGUAGACUGUAGGUUUCAUUCUGUAAUGUAAUAUGAAAGAAGGGUAGAAGUUGUAAACCCAUAUUGCAUUCUGUUGUGAGAGAUGGAACUUGGAAGACAAACAGAAAGUUGUAGUGGUACUUCUCCAGAUUACAUUUAGUGGUACUGAACGACAAUAAUCCUGUUUGAAUAAUAAAGUGUACCCUAGUGUCUUUCCAUCUCAAA